Molecule: messenger RNA, 804 nt
Organism: Coniosporium apollinis CBS 100218
Lineage: Eukaryota; Fungi; Ascomycota; Dothideomycetes
Exons: 1
Coding region: 1-804 (267 amino acids)
Source: RefSeq, a predicted model, not a curated record
AUGUCUGCUCCUCCAGCCAAACGGCAAAGGGUCAGUAGCUUCGACGCACCGCACGCAAUCAUCCCCCAAUUCGAUCCAGUAAAAGCUAUCAACGCCCUCAGCGAAGGCACUGUUCGCCGAAUCCUACUUGACGCAGCACACACGCAUGCUUCUGUUCUACUCAGAAUCGACGCUGCAUACAACGCACUGGUGGCCCGGGAGCAAGCUAGGGUGAUUGACUUCGAUCAUUUCAGUAAGAGUGUUUGGAAGGAGCUGAAUAACGAUCACCGUCACGAAAACGGAUCCAGACAGUACAAUAGCGCCGGUCCCGCAUAUCACUACGUGGUCAGCGUGAUCGAUACGAUUCGAACGGAAGCAGGGCCGGAAAGCUCGCUCGGAACCAGAAUCAGUGCUCUGGAGACGCUGCGGAAAAUUGGGAAGAGCAUUGCGCUGUCUGGAACGGAUGUGCUGGGCCACGAAGUGAUCAAGUCUUUCCAGCAAACAGACUGUUUUGAAGAGACCAUGCGGGACAUACUCGAAGUAGCAAAUGAAGAGGAGAUCGUUGCUGCCAUGUCAGACGAGUUCAUCGACAAACUCGAAGAGCUUGUUGGGCUUGGCGAGGGCCAGUGUAUUUUUGAAGGUCUCCCUGAAGUCCUUGAGCUCUUCAGAAACCCCGAAGAUACCCAGAGUGAGUCUAGCAGUGACGGAAUCUUGGAGGUCUACGACAACAACGAGGACGGGAAAGACGAGAGUGUGAAUGCACCCACGAGUAACAUGGGUAAUAAUGUGGCCGGUCAGGGAGUUGUCGCCGGGAUUACUGCUUGA